Pan troglodytes (chimpanzee) is the source of this 947-nucleotide messenger RNA. RefSeq names its product translation initiation factor IF-2. The record is from RefSeq and is a predicted model, not a curated record. Bases 1 to 777 code for a protein of 258 amino acids. Lineage: Eukaryota; Metazoa; Chordata; Mammalia; Primates; Hominidae. The transcript is spliced from 4 exons.
AUGUGUGCGACCGCGCGCAGCCCCGGUGCCCCCGGGCGCAAAGUCUCCAGCCCUGGCCGGGGCCCGCUCCUCAGCUCCGCGGUCCCGGCGCCCACCGCCCCUGGCCCCUGGCCCCAGAAGCCAGUACCCGCCCGCCGCCGCCUCUUCUGCCAGCGCCGCCGCGUCUCUCUAGCGCUCCGAGCUGCGUCCCCAUCCCCGCCCCCACCUCAGCUGUGGCUCCUCCGACGAGUCAGGCGAGGGGGCGCCUCGCGCAAGCAUCCCCGGCAAGCGGGCGGGGAGAAGAAGGAGGCGGGGAGGCCGACACCCACCCAGCCAGCGGCUCUCCGCUGGGCGCCGGGCCGCCCCUCCGCUGCUGGCGCCGCACCCGGCACGCACUGGGCUCGCGCACCACGCACACCUGCCCGCCGACUGCGGGGGGAGCCCUGGGCGGUGGGGGCGUUGGCCAAGACGGGCGAGUGGGCUUCUCGGGUUCUACUCUGUGAAGGCCAAGGCAAGGGCGUCGUCGCGCGCUGCCUGGCGGAGCCCAGCCCCUUCCCCACACUGUCGCUGACACGCCCGCCUGUCAAAGGCUCCGAGGCCCAGAUGAGCAGGGCGAUUUUAAAUGUCAGAUCCUGCCGGCCAUCCGCGACCGUCACCUGUGCGUCUUCAGCUCCUCAGGCUCCUCCGCUUGUCUCAGUUACAACUGGGAGCCCGGGUGGGCAGCCCUCAUUUUCUAUAUGGAUGAUGUCAUUCUCCUGCCAAAAACUCUUCAAUGACCUCCUACAGCAUUUGGCAUAAUAUGUUACUUGCCAGGGAGCCUGAAGUUUUCAUUAUCUGAAUUUCACCUUGGAAUUAGAGAGAAGAAAUUGGAUAGUGUUGUCUUCUGAAGGCACUAUUCAGAUGAAUCCACAAGAACUCAGAAGAAGAGAGGGAAUGCACUGAAGAAACUCAUUUACCCUUGUCCAUUA